Messenger RNA from Lactuca sativa (garden lettuce), 1290 nucleotides. RefSeq names its product potassium channel tetramerization domain-containing protein / pentapeptide repeat-containing protein. The record is from RefSeq and is a predicted model, not a curated record. Gene Ontology annotation, biological process: protein homooligomerization. NCBI's taxonomy places the organism in Eukaryota, Viridiplantae, Streptophyta, Magnoliopsida, Asterales, Asteraceae. Gene Ontology annotation, molecular function: protein binding.
UUCAUCAGUGGGUUUAGCACUUUUAGCUGGUAUGUAAAACGUGUGAAGUAAGUACCUGUCGAAUUUUCUAACCCCCAUCGGCUGGACUGCGAUUAUCUCAGCGAAGGCCAUGACGAUGUACUCCGACAACUCGUCUUCGAUUGUUCGUCUCAAUAUAGGGGGAAAGAAAUUCUGCACAACUGUUGAUACUCUAACUCAGCGUGAGCCUCAUUCAAUGCUUGCUGCAAUGUUCAGUGGUCGCCACACUGUUUGUAAGGACUCUGAGAAGUGCCAUGGGCACCAGGCUUUGUGGGGGUAUUUCUCUUGUUUAAUCUGUCAUGUUUGCAUGCCAGGGUAUGUAUUUGUUGAUAGAGAUGGGAAACACUUUCGGCAUGUUUUAAAUUGGUUAAGAGAUGGUGUAGUUUCCAAUUUGUCAGAUUUAGAGUGUUCAGAGCUUUUGCGGGAGGCAGAAUACUAUCAGCUUCUUGGAUUAGUAGAUGGGAUAACUGAGGUAUUGAAUAAGAGAAAGGAGGAUGAAGAAAUGGAUACUGAAUUAACACGUACUGAUAUCAUCAAAUGUGUACAAUCUGACAAAGUUAGGUUAAGAGGAGUAAAUCUCUCUGGCCUCGAUCUUUCCAAACUGGACUUGUCGUUUGUGGACUUCAGCUAUGCUUGCCUAAAAAAUGUUUUCUUCUCUCGUGCUAAUCUUCAUUGUGCAAAAUUUCGGGAUGUCGAUGCUGAAAAUACCAUUUUUCACAAUGCAACAUUGCGCGAAUGUGAGUUCACAGGGGCUAAUCUCCGUGGCGCUUUGUUGGCUGGAGCUAAUCUUCAGAGUGCAAAUCUACAAGAUGCUUGCUUAGUAGAUUGUAGCUUCUGCGGUGCAGACCUACGCUCUGCCCAUCUUCAAACUGCUGAUCUUACAAAUGCAAAUUUGGAAGGAGCAAAUCUGGAAGGAGCCAAUCUAAAGGGUGCAAAAUUGACAAAUGCGAAUUUAAAGGGGGCAAACCUUCAACGUGCUUAUCUGCGACAAGUGAAUCUUCGAGGCACACAUCUGGAAGGCGCAAAGCUGGAUGGUGCGAAUAUGCUUGGAGCAAUUAGAUGACAAUAAACUAAUUCAAGACUCAGGAGAAGAAUUGUGGUACUAUUUUUUUUGUACUUAAUUUCAGAUUCCUUGUUACUGUAUGGGUUUAUGCAUCACUGGAUUUCUCGUAAUUUGUGGUUUAAACAUUUGGUAUCACAUUUUAUGUACAUACAGAUUAUAGACUUUUGAGAUGCAAUAAAAUAGAUAUUAAUUAGUAGAAAAGAAAAUAA